Molecule: messenger RNA, 1219 nt
Organism: Capsicum annuum
Lineage: Eukaryota; Viridiplantae; Streptophyta; Magnoliopsida; Solanales; Solanaceae
Product: transmembrane ascorbate ferrireductase 2-like
Exons: 4
Coding region: 280-978 (232 amino acids)
Molecular function (GO): oxidoreductase activity
Source: RefSeq, a predicted model, not a curated record
AAUCUAGAGUGUAGUACUAAAAUAUCAAAGUAAAAUAAUUUUGAAACAAACUAAUAUCCAUUAUCAAAACACAAAAUAAAAAAGUCUCCUAUAAUAUCUUGAAUUAAUAUACUUAUUCCACCUAACCAAUCAAAGAAUCAAAAGUGUGAAGUUGACGUGUGAAAGUCAAAAGAGUUUGGUACUAAGAGAUCUAAAACUGACCAAAUCUAAAAGCCCUACCUCUGCCAAUCCCACAAUCAUCACAUUACUGAACAGCUACUAAUUGUUUGGGAUUUAUCAAUGGCGGUGCCGGUGGUAAAGUUUCCGAUUUUCCUAUUGGUUAGAGUCAUUGGAAUUGCAGUGGCAGCGUUGGUGUUGACGUGGAAUGUGCGUUACAGAGGAGGUUUAGCACUCAUCUCUGACAACAAAGCUCAAAUCUUUAACGUUCAUCCUGUUUUAAUGGUAACCAGCCUCGUCCUUAUAAAUGGUGAAGCUAUGCUGGUGUACAAGACAGUCUCCGGAACAAAGAACUUCCGGAAAUCAGUUCAUCUUUUCCUGCAGUUCAUGGCUUUCUUUUUGAGUCUAAUUGGUCUAUGGGCUGCUUGGAAGUUUCAUAAUGACAAAGGAAUCGACAACUUUUACAGUCUUCACUCAUGGUUGGGCCUAGCUUGUCUUUUUCUAUUUGGUGUCCAGUGGGCUGUUGGUUUUGCGACUUUCUGGUAUCCAGGUGGUUCAAGGAACAGUAGAGCGACUCUCCUACCAUGGCAUGUCUUUCUUGGCAUAUAUAUAUAUGCUCUUGCUAUUGCUACUUGUGCUACUGGAUUCUUAGAGAAAGCUACAUUCCUUCAAACAAGCCACAUAAUCUCACGCUAUUCCACCGAGGCAUUACUAGUGAAUUGCUUGGGUGUCUUGAUUGUUGUUUUGGGUGGAUUGGUUAUUCUAGCCGUCAUCUCUCCAAUGAAUGGAAGAGGUGACAUUAUCAGAGAGACAGCAGAAUAAGCACUAGUCGAUAGGUACCUGAAACUUCAAUUUUGAGAUAGAGGUUAUAUAUCAAACUUCAUGUAUCAAAGGGUUUAAUUUUAUUGAAAUGUUUGUUAAGCUCCAAAAUAUAUGAUCAAGUAACAUUCAGGAGUUUGCAUUUUCUCAAGUUGAUGAAUAUUUAUUUUCUGAUUCACAUCAUGUAUGACAAUCCUUUUACGCAUCGAAGCGGGGAUCUGUGAAAAGCUACACAGGUAUUGCA